This is a messenger RNA of Sclerotinia sclerotiorum 1980 UF-70, 459 nucleotides long. RefSeq names its product nucleoside diphosphate kinase. The record is from RefSeq and is a predicted model, not a curated record. NCBI's taxonomy places the organism in Eukaryota, Fungi, Ascomycota, Leotiomycetes, Helotiales, Sclerotiniaceae. Gene Ontology annotation, biological process: CTP biosynthetic process; UTP biosynthetic process; GTP biosynthetic process. Bases 1 to 459 code for a protein of 152 amino acids. Gene Ontology annotation, molecular function: nucleoside diphosphate kinase activity. The transcript has 7 exons.
AUGUCUAACGAACAAACCUUCAUUGCCAUCAAGCCAGAUGGUGUCCAGCGUGGACUCGUCGGCCCAAUCAUCAGCCGAUUUGAGGCUCGUGGUUACAAGCUUGCUGGCAUCAAGCUCUGCAGCCCUGGAAAGGAGCACCUCGAGAAGCACUAUGCUGAUCUCUCCGACAAGCCAUUCUUUGCUGGUCUCGUCAACUACAUGAACUCUGGCCCAAUCUGCGCCAUGGUCUGGGAAGGACGUGAUGCCGUCAAGACCGGUCGUACCCUCCUCGGUGCCACCAACCCAUUGGCCUCUGCCCCAGGUACCAUCCGUGGUGACUACGCCAUCGAUGUCGGACGCAAUGUCUGCCACGGUUCCGACUCUGUCGAGAACGCCAAGAAGGAGAUUGCUCUCUGGUUCAAGGAGGGUGAGGUUCUCUCAUGGAAGUCCGCUCAACACGACUGGGUCUACGAGAAGUAG